CCGGGGUCACAAAUGAGCGCGCUGAGUUCAACUGGUUAUCAGCUUUCCACACGCUUCUGAAAUCUUUGAUUGACAAAGUGUUUGAUUGUUUCAAGCUGUCGUUUUGACAACAUUAAUGUUUUAAGCUGUACUAAAGUUGAGGUAGUCAGAAUGGACGUCGCCACCAAACAAAAUAUUAACGUUGAAGUCCAUGUCAAAUCUCUCAGCACUGCAAAACUGUCUGAUGUGAGGACGCACGUCCAGGCUCUACUGAGUCGCCACAGCAUGGUUUUUGGAAACUUCAGAUGGACAGAGUUCGAUGAAGAGUUCUUGCAGAGACACGUGGAGUCUGUGGCCAUAGUUGAUCUUGAGGAAAUGAUCGCACAGCCUUUGGAUUUGAAGAGCUGCCUUGUCUUCGUUCACGUCUUCACUCUGAACGAGGAAGGACCCAGCAUGCUCACUUUAGAGGAGGACGAGGAGCUUUCAGCAGCAAAUCAUUGGCUCCUGCCAACAGCUGAGUUUCAUGGGAUCUGGGAGAGUCUUGUGUACGAAAMUGGAGUCAAAACCAGGCUCCUGGAUUACGUUACAACAACGAUUUACUUCUCAGACAAAAAUGUCGACAGCAACCUGAUUUCGUGGAACCGCGUCGUGCUGCUUCACGGACCUCCGGGCACGGGGAAAACAUCACUGUGCAAAGCUCUCGCCCAGAAACUGUCAAUCAGGAUGUCAAGUCGGUAUUCUUUUGCACAGUUUGUGGAGAUAAACAGUCAUAGUUUGUUUUCAAAGUGGUUUUCAGAGAGUGGGAAGCUGGUCACAAAGAUGUUUCAAAAGAUCCAGCAGCUGAUUGAUGAUAAAGGCGCUCUUGUGUUUGUUCUGAUUGACGAGGUGGAGAGUCUGACGGCAGCCCGGACCGCCUGUCAGGCAGGAACAGAACCUUCUGAUGCCAUUCGWGUGGUCAACUCCCUCCUCACUCAGCUGGAUCAGAUCAAACGACAUUCCAACGUGGUCAUCCUGACGACGUCCAACGUGACGGAAAAGAUCGACUUGGCGUUUGUGGACAGAGCCGACAUCAAGCAGUACAUCGGCCCUCCGUCAGAGAAAGGCAUCUAUAACAUCUACCUCUCGUGUCUCGAGGAGCUGAUGAAGUGUCAGAUCAUUUACCCCCGGCAGCAGCUGUUCACCAUGUACGAGCUGGAAACCAUGGGCUUCGCUAGGAGCGAGGUGUCCGAACACAGUCUGAACCUGAGGAACAUCGCUCUAAAAAGCAAAGGUUUGAGCGGAAGAGCACUCAGGAAGUUACCAUUUCUAGCCCACGCAAUGUUUGUUAAGACACCAACAGUCAGCCUGGAGGAGUUUCUGGAAGCUAUGAGCCGAGCAGUGGAUAAACAGAGGGAGGAGCAGAACGAUUUGAUCAACAGUGUCUGAAACCAUAAAAAUACAUGAAAAUGUGAUUUUGAGCUGCCAGUCUGAAAACCCUAACACCUUUGUUAAAGCUUAAUCAGUUAGUUAGUUAGUUUAUUCAUUUAAUUUAAAACAAAAACAAAUAAUCAGUUCAUUAAUCAGUUCAUUUGGCAGCUCUAAAGAAAACACUUCAUCAAAUAAAUGGUUUUAGCAGUUUUUAUUCAGGUAAAUUUGUUAUUAACCUGAUGUAAUCCUUCAUGCUUGAAUAUUUCUCUGUUUUUGUUUGUUUCACAUCGAACAGCUUUAGCUUCAACGGUGCCUGCUUUUGCUUUAAAUAAAAGCAAAGUUUGGAUUUUUGUUUUAAAAUUUAUUAUAAUCUUGUUUUCRUUUGAUUGUUUUACAAAAAAAACUUGUUCUCAGCUUGUGGGGGUUGUGRGUCUCUGAAAGCUGAAGUGGUGCUUCUUUUGUGGAACACACUUAGUUUAGAAUAAAUUUAGAAAUAGUUGAGCUUUUCUGAUGCAGCUUUUUAUGAAAAGUUUACUUUUUUACAUUUAAUUCUACCUGACGAGCUGCUACCCAUAYAAACCUGCUUUUUUGUGCACAAUAAACACAAAAGAUAAUUUAUCCUUUAACAUACUGUUUGUGCAUGUUUGUGUAUUUUAUGUUUCUCAUGAAGGGGUGCAUUUUUUUAAAAUCUGCAUUUUUCUUUUGAAAACUGAGUUCACUUUAUUAAACCUUUGUGCAAAACAUAA
Molecule: messenger RNA, 2132 nt
Organism: Austrofundulus limnaeus
Lineage: Eukaryota; Metazoa; Chordata; Actinopteri; Cyprinodontiformes; Rivulidae
Gene: trip13
Product: thyroid hormone receptor interactor 13
Exons: 14
Coding region: 151-1404 (417 amino acids)
Biological process (GO): reciprocal meiotic recombination; meiotic recombination checkpoint signaling
Cellular component (GO): chromosome; nucleus
Molecular function (GO): ATP binding; ATP hydrolysis activity
Source: RefSeq, a predicted model, not a curated record